AAAAUUUAAGAUGGCGCCUCUUAAAAAAAGCAGACGAGAAGAGUUUAAUCGACGUCACGACGGGAUAGCGCUUCUCUUGACCAAUCAGCGCACGGCAGUAGUGACGACAGUUGAGAAAAGAUGGAUGGACCUCGCUAGGGGUGCACAAAACGAGAAAGGAUUAAUAUUACGGCCGGGUAAGAUGCACGAGAUCGAGUUUGAGCUAUGAUCACGCGACUGUCGACAUGUAGGACGUGUUUAAUUGUUACCAUGGUCCUCUCCGUAUUGGCGUUGUACCUAUUGUUGAGGUAUAACCCCGUUGUGUACCGCUACGUAGCUCAGUCGUCCGUUCUCCUGCGUUCCGACAAGGUGAUCCUGCUGUGGACCCCUUUUUUCGGCAUUCGUGACUACAUGCCCGUGGGUGAAGGCGCCCUGUCGCAUUCGGGGUGCCCCGAAUCACGCUGCGAAGUGACCACGGACAGGAGGAGAUUGUUACAUAGUGAGGCUAUUGUCUUUCACUGUCGUGACGUCAGCGUGGUCGAUCUUCCUCUGCACCGGAAGCCGGAACAGAAGUGGAUCUACUACUGCUUGGAAGCGCCACCCCAUUCCUACUUUGCAGCCUUCAGGUUCAUGAGGCGCAUGUUUAACUGGACCAUGUCUUACAGGUUGGAUUCGGACGUGGUCACGUCCUACGGUAGUUACGCCGUAAACGGGAACCGUUCCGACGUCCCGGACGGCCUCCUGGACAUUUGGAGGGGUAAGAAGAAGCACGUGGUGUGGCUUGUCAGCAACUGCCCCACUUCCGGAAACAGGGAGGGGUUCGUCGACCGUCUGAAGAGUUACAUCGACGUGGACGUUUACGGGAGUUGCGGAAAGGGCAGGUGCCCCAACGAUAAACUGGACGAGUGCCUCGACGAUUACGUCAGGAAUUACAUGUUCUUUCUGGCCCUGGAGAACUCCCUGUGUAAGGAUUACGUCACAGAGAAGUUCUUCAGGAUACUCAAGUACAACAUAAUACCCAUAGUGUUCGGCGACGCGAACUACAGUCGAGUGGCCCCUCCCGACUCGUACAUAGACGCUCUGAGUUACAGAGACGCCGAACACUUGGCUCAGCACCUGCGUAACGUGGCAUCUGACUACAACCUGUACAAGUCGUACUUUAAAUGGAAGGACAGGUUCCACAUCUCCCCGUCCCUUCCCCUGAUAUGCGAACUGUGCCGAAAACUUCACACGAGCGACGUGGUCCCCUACAAAGUGUACGACGACAUAGCAGCUUGGUGGGUGAAAGACUCCGCGUGCAGGAGGUGGAGGGGUCAGUAACGGUGCCUUCGCGUUAAGCUCGUUAAACUAGUCAAAAAAAAAGGUACGAUAUCAAAAGAUCCGCGUUAAGUUAUUUACGUUCGGACAGACAAACAAAUGCACCAUUAAAUAUGUAACUUAGCGUUUUAUUUCCGAUCAACUGUGGUCACCGGACAGCGCCAUCUUGAGUGGUUUGUGCUCCAUCAUGUUCUGGCUGCACUGCUGUGGCAGUUGUAUACCGAUGAGUAGUAUUUCUGUGAUACCCUUGACGUUUUGGGAACACACCGUAAACGGUAGGAAGACGAUGUACCAGAAGGCGCAGAAGAACGACAUGACGGUACAGAACAGUAUCGAAAGGAACCAGAACGCAGACCACGUGACUUUCGUCCAUCUCGAGUGACCGUCGUCCAUAGCUGGGGGGUGAGAAAGCCAUUUUUUUUAAAAGAAAAAUCGGGGAUGGGUUACGCCAUCGAAGCCACGUCGACUUACCUGUGUUGUUGUUGUUGUUUGCCCUUACCAAGAAAAAAAAAGACACUGCGCAAUACUCUUCUCGUCCUGUUUCGUGACACCAGAAAGGUCUCGAACGUCCAAUGACCCCUUACCUGUUCUUUUUUUUCCUCCUCCUGCCGCUCUCGCGUCGCGUCACGAGCUAGCGACGCGACGGUGGUAACGUUUCAAAAAAAAAAAAAGUUUCUGUACGUGUUUCAACGCAGUCG
Molecule: messenger RNA, 1994 nt
Organism: Centruroides sculpturatus (bark scorpion)
Lineage: Eukaryota; Metazoa; Arthropoda; Arachnida; Scorpiones; Buthidae
Product: alpha-(1,3)-fucosyltransferase C-like
Exons: 2
Coding region: 205-1299 (364 amino acids)
Cellular component (GO): membrane
Molecular function (GO): alpha-(1->3)-fucosyltransferase activity
Source: RefSeq, a predicted model, not a curated record